AUGAACUGGCACUUCAUAGCUCGCAGCCUCGCUCUCUUGGUGAUCUUCCUCACCAUCCUCUCCCAGAUCUUCGACAUCCCCUCCUACUUCUACUACGAAUACACAGAGCUCGAGUACCUCGACACCGCCAAGCUCGAAGACGACCUCCACCGCAUCACAACCUUAAUCGACUGGAUGCACAAUGACGUGAUGCGGCCCGACGACGUCCUCUGCGACAACCCGCAGCCCGACAGCAGCGCGUUCGGCUCCCACGAGGCGUACGUCGACCUGCGGAACGUGGUAUUCGAGAUGAGUACCCGCAGAUAUCUGGGCGUGUUAGCUAAGAUGGAAGACGUCUUGUUGGUCCCGAUGGGGCUGCGUGACAGCGAUGAAGUGCAUCGUAUCUUGAGUACGCGGCGGCGUGUGAGGAAAGCCAUCGAGAUGGCAGACACGCUGCUGAGGAAGAUGAAGUUGCAGAGGUAUGAUAUGGAGGCUGCGUGUGCUUGGGUCAUGACCGCUUGA
This is a messenger RNA of Lasiodiplodia theobromae, 501 nucleotides long. RefSeq lists its product as uncharacterized. The record is from RefSeq and is a predicted model, not a curated record. The coding region runs from base 1 to 501 and encodes 166 amino acids. The transcript has a single exon. NCBI's taxonomy places the organism in Eukaryota, Fungi, Ascomycota, Dothideomycetes, Botryosphaeriales, Botryosphaeriaceae.